Owenia fusiformis is the source of this 5183-nucleotide messenger RNA. The record is from the annotation of a GenBank genome assembly. NCBI's taxonomy places the organism in Eukaryota, Metazoa, Annelida, Polychaeta, Sabellida, Oweniidae.
CCAAAUCGGUACAUCUAUAUUGAUCCUUUGCAGGGUCUAUAUGAGCUUUGUCAUCAUGAGUUAUACUUAUUUUGUAUUCCAACUAUUGUUUCAUUAAUUUGCACUCUUAUUAUAAACAAAAUAACUCUUGAUGAAAAUAAUAUAAAUUACCACAUAUGGCUACCAUGACUGUCGUGAAAAUGUUAGAUGUCUGUACUCUGUUGUAAAUAUAGCAUGAAUGGAACCCAGGCGUUGAACAAAGACUUCAACUACUAUAAUGUGCAUACAUGUAUGGAUUAUCUGAACAAUAUCCUGGUGUUUAGGCCUAAGUGCAUAGGAAACCUUGCUUGACCAAGUCAUUUGGAAAACUAGAAGAUCAGUAAGGUGUUGAUAAUUCAAGCUCUAAUUGGAAAAUGGCAGGUCAAGGCUGGUCUGGUUUUUGCGGAAAUGGAGUGGAUAACAUCACAGUUUGGACGGACAAUGAUUUUGGACAUUGCUUUGAGCAGUUGGCAUUUGUUUGCAGUACCCAUAUUAUCCUUGCGAUUAUAAGUGCGUAUUACUUAGCACAGCGAAACUACCGCAUUAUAUUGCAUAAUCCACCAAUGUCUUUUAUAUUAGAGAUGCGGUUUACUGUAUCAGGACUGUUGUUUCUUGCGCCAGUUAUUGAAUCUCUACUAACCUCUCUCUGGCUGAAGCAGCGUAUGAGCAUGGUUGAUAUAGUAACCUGUAUAGUGUGUGCAUUAUCGUGGAUCCUACAUUUUGGAUUUGUAAGAAGGUUGAGAAAACUUUAUCAUUUAUCGCUACGUGGUCCUUUAUCUCUUAUAGUAGCAUAUCUUUUCACGGCGGCAGCUAUAGGAAUAAAGUUAAGGACAGUCAUUCUACAGGCCUUGGAUGAGAAUCCCCAUUUAACAAAAGUGAAAGAAUACACUACUUACAUUACAGGAGGACUUCACCUUAUUUACCUACUAACCCUUGUACCUGGUAAAAGAAACAGUGUACUUAAUAGCUAUGACAUAGAUACAGUCGGGAUUAAUGCAGAUGUAGGUGAUCCUCUAUUGUCAUCAAGCGUACAACAAAAUUUCUAUGGAGGAGUUACUCGCCCUUCACCACAUUUGGGAAAUGGUGAAGAUGGAUCUAAUUUUCUGUCAAAACUCUCAUUUUGGUGGGUACAACCUCUAGUUAUGAAAGGUUCAAGGGAGAAACUUUCAUCGCCCGAUGAUCUUUUCAUUUUACCAAAUAAAUUAAACACAAGAUCAAUUGAUAUGAAAUUUUCAUCUAAGCUAGAAAAGAUUCAAAAUGAGGAGCAAAUGGAUUCUGAUACUUCUAAUUCUGCAAACCCUGAUAUAACAUUCAGUGAUGGCAAAAAACGCAGAUCAUUCCUGAAGGCAUUGCAUAAAACAUUUGGUUGUGAAUACUACCUGCUAGGGGUACUAAAAUUAUUGGCAGAUGGCCUUGGAUUUGCCGGGCCCUUACUUUUGAACCUUCUAAUUUCAUACAUGGAAAAUAAAUCAGAGCCUAUUGAACAUGGAUAUCUCUAUGCCUCAGGUCUAUUUCUCUCAACAUUUUUAUCGGCAAUAUUGUCAUCUCAAUUUACAUACCAUGUAACACUAGUUGGUCUAAAAAUACGGGCAGCCAUAAUCACAACAAUAUAUCAGAGGACAUUAGGAGCCAACUCUGUGUCUCUGUCGAAAUUCUCAACUGGAGAGGUCGUCAAUUUUAUGAGUACGGAUACUGAUCGCAUCAUCAAUUUCUGCGCUAGCUUCCAUCAGUUCUGGAGUUUGCCGUUCCAGAUUGCAGUCUCGUUGUUUUUGUUGUACCAGCAGGUGGGCCUAGCGUUUCUAGCAGGGCUUGGGUUCGCUUUGCUGUUGAUCCCCAUUAAUCGAUGGCUAGCUAAUAAAAUUGGAGAGUUGAGUAAUGAGAUGAUGACUCAAAAAGAUUCCAGGGUAAAGGUUAUGAAUGAAAUCCUUUAUGGCAUUAGAGUUAUCAAAUUCUAUGCCUGGGAGCAACAUUUCACUCAGAAGAUUGACAAUUUGCGAGCAGCAGAGCUGAAGAGUCUCAAAGGCAGGAAAUACUUAGAUGCGCUGUGUGUCUAUUUCUGGGCUACAACACCAGUGUUGAUAUCUAUACUUACAUUUACAACCUAUGCCCUAUUGGGGCACCAACUUACCGCAGCAAAGGUGUUCACCAGUUUAGCACUGUUCAACAUGUUGAUUGGUCCACUGAUUGCCUUCCCCUGGGUGCUGAAUGGUCUAAUGGAGUCAUUGGUGUCUAUUAAGAGAGUCCAGAAAUUCUUACAGCUUGACCAACUAGACCUUAACAAGUACUAUAAUCAGAGAGCCCAACACAAGCCUGAUGAUGUCAUAACGAUCCACAAUGGGACAUUCUCCUGGCAGAGACAAGAUGGUAGACCAAUGAGGGCUAUUCCUGAUGGAGAGGAAUCAAUUGAGGCACCUGCAGAAAGAGAGGUCAUGCUCACAAGCAGUGGCACAUUGAAAUUGAACAGAAUUAGUGUCAAUAUCAAAAAGGGCACACUGGUGGGUGUGAUAGGGAAGGUUGGAUCAGGAAAGAGUUCCCUGUUGAAUGCUGUACUAGCUGAGAUGACCAGAGAAGGGGGUACAAUCUCCGUUGAAAACCUAAAUGAGGGUUUUGGUUAUGUAGCACAAGAGGCAUGGAUCCAGCAUGCAACAGUGAAGGAGAACAUCCUGUUUGGUAAACUGUUUGAUGUUGAAAAAUAUGAUAAAGUACUGGAGGUUUGUGCAUUGGAGGAUGACUUAAAGAUUCUUCCUGGAGGUGACAAUACAGAGGUGGGGGAGAAUGGAGUCACCUUGAGUGGAGGCCAGAAAGCCAGAAUCUCAUUAGCUAGGGCAGUUUAUCAGGAUAAAGAUGUAUAUCUCUUAGAUGAUCCACUCUCAGCUGUUGAUGCCCAUGUUGCCGCACAUCUCUUCCACCAGUGCAUUAUGGGAGCUCUUAAAGACCGCACGCGCAUCCUGUGCACACAUCAUAUUAAAUACUUGAAACAUGCUGAUGUUGUCUUAGUGAUGAAAGAUGGUGCCAUAGUAGAAGAAGGAUCCCCUCAGGAUGUUUUGAGCCACCUUAACUUUAAUGAUCUGAAGGAUGGGAAUCCAGAAACUAAAAGAACCAAUGAGAAAUCAGAGAAAUCAGAAUCAGCCAAUGAGAAGGAAGAGGACGUGGGUUUGGUCCAGGAAGAAGAGCAAGAUGAGGGAGCAGUUAAGAUGGAGGUGUAUAAGAUGUAUUGGAACUCUGUAGGCAAAUGUCUUGCUCCUUGUGUUCUGGUAGCUCUACUCCUCAUGCAAGCCUCCCGGAAUGUGAAUGAUUGGUGGUUGUCAUUUUGGGUGACCCAUUCCCAUAAACAUCCUGGUGCAAUUGUGAAUGCUUCUAGUCUACUGGAUAACAGUGUAUCAAUAGUGCAGUAUUCCACCACUACCCCUAACAGCAGCUUCCACCAUUUAGUAGAAGCCAGUGACAAUGUCACCUACUAUCUUACUGUCUAUGGACUUUUGGCAGCAGCCAACUCUAUUUUCACACUUUUCCGGGCAUUCCUGUUUGCAUAUGGUGGUAUUUGUGCAGCUUAUGUCAUUCACAACAAACUCUUGGCAGCCAUUUUGAAGGCACCAGUAUCAUUCUUUGACACAACACCAAUAGGACGUAUCAUCAACCGCUUCUCAUCUGACCUUUAUUCUAUUGAUGACUCCCUGCCAUUCAUCAUGAACAUCUUGCUGGCCCAGUUCUAUGGCGUGAUCGGCACCAUUGUUAUUACCUGCUAUGGCUUGCCCUGGUUCAGUCUUCUGCUUAUUCCUCUUGCCAUAUUCUACUAUUUUAUACAGCAUUACUACAGGAAGACAUCACGCGAGGUGAAGCGUAUAACAAGUGUAACAUUAUCUCCCAUCUACGCACAUUUUUCCGAGUCUAUUGUGGGUCUAACUUCCAUUAGAGCUUUCAGAGAAAGCAAAAGAUUCAUGAAGGACAAUGCAGUGAAGCUUACAGACAACCAGAGAGCUCAAUAUGCUGGGGUUGCUGUGAAUCAGUGGCUCAACAUUCGUUUACAGAUGUUGGGGGUUGCUAUGGUGACAGGAGUUGCAUUCAUUGCCGUAUUGGAACAUCAUUUCCAGACAGUAAACCCUGGCUUGGUGGGGCUGGCCAUUUCAUAUGCUCUAUCUGUUGUGAACCUUCUCAGUGGUGUAGUGACGUCAUUCACAGAGACGGAGAAACAGAUGGUCAGCAUUGAAAGAGCUGCCCACUACAUUGAAAAUGUCCCUGAGGAAAAGAGAGAUGGAAUACUACAUGUGCCACCUUAUUGGCCGAUCCAAGGAGCGAUCCAGUUCAACCGAGUUGUACUGCAAUACCGGGAUGGCCUUCCAAAUGCACUAAAUGGUGUCAGUUUUGAAACAAGUCCCUCAGAGAAGAUAGGAAUUGUAGGAAGAACAGGGUCGGGAAAAUCUAGUCUAUUUCUUGCAUUGUUCCGUCUUGUGGAAUUAAAAGGUGGACAAAUUGUGAUUGAUGGUAUUAAUAUCUCACAUCUAGAUCUACAGGACUUGAGAUCUCAUUUAGCUAUCAUACCCCAGGAUCCAUUUUUGUUCAGUGGAACUGUGAGGGAUAAUCUUGACCCAACAUCAGUUUAUGACGACGCUGAACUGUGGAACACAUUAGAAAGGUGCCAUUUGAAGGAGACAGUUGAGCGUCUUGGAGGUUUAGAUGCUGAGGUUGCUGAAAGAGGACGCCACUUUUCUCUUGGGCAGCGUCAACUCGUAUGUCUUGCCAGGGCUAUGUUAACUCAAGCUAAGGUGCUUUGUAUUGACGAAGCCACAGCUAGUAUUGAUAUUGAAACUGACACACACCUACAAGACACUAUACGUAAGGAGUUCUCACAGAAUACAGUAAUAACUAUUGCACACAGGAUUAACACGGUGAUGGACAGUGAUCGAGUCAUUGUUAUGAAUAAAGGAAAAGUUGCAGAAUUUGAUUCUCCAACAAAAUUGCUUGAAAAUUCCAAAUCAAUGUUCUCGAGGCUUGUUUACAGCAGUUCUUGAAAUAUGAGAUUGGCAUACACCCCCAAAAUGUAAUCUGAUUUUCGACGCCGUAACGGUGCCAAAUUUCGGUGCCGUAUCGGCACCAAAUGGACUGACUAGUCCGGUGGCAAAUUUUGGUGUCGAAAGGUUUCGGUGCCGGAACAGCGCCGAAUGUUU